GCCGCCACCGCGGCGGUCGUCGUCAUCCCCGGUGGCGCCGAGCCGAAGCCGUACACGGGCCCGGCCGCGGUCGCCUCCGAGGACGACUACUUCCGCGGGUCGGCGCCGUACGAGUUCUUCAACAACAGCGCCGAGCUGCUCCUAAUGUCGCUCUCGCCGACCGCCGCCAACCUGUCGGCCGCCACGGGGCUCCAGCCCUCGGCCGACUCGUUCGUCCGCGGCGCCAUCGAGGCCUGGGGCGAGCACCUGCACCUCGUGGUGCGCCCGGACGAGGUGUGGCUGACCAUCCUGGUCCAGGUGAACUUCUGCAUGAUCUCGCACGCCGAGGAGGUCUGCUCGCUCUUUGUGGACCGCGAGGGCCGGGAGGAGAUCUACAUCAAGGACCUGACCUGGUACGACGUGCUCCUCCGGUUCAAGGACGAGAUCCAGAAGCGCGUCAAGAAGGACUGGCUCCUGGACUGGAUCGUUCCCGACUACUCCACCGCGACCGAGAGCGACGUCAUGACGGCCAACGUGCUCAUGAUGGGGCUGACCCAGGCCUACUUCAAGUACGUCGGCAAGCAGGUCUGCGGCAUCCCCUCCGUCACCCUGCUGGGCGAGCGGGCCGACUGGGAUAAGCUGCUGGCCCAGCUGGACCGCCGGCCGCCCCUUCGCCCCUCCAAUGCCCGCGACCUCCCCAGCGUCCUCCGCCUCGACUACGUCGACUACCCCGUCCUGGAUCUUUCCUUCGCCCCCGUCGGCUACGCCCGCGUGCCCUUCAUCGUGAAGGACUUUGGCGGCCGCGACAAGUUCCCCGCCUACGUCGCCGCAGGCGCCCUGGGCAAGCAGAUCACCCAGGGAGCCCCGCCCGGGUACGAGGAGGCGCUGACGCGGCUAGGGGACCCCGCGGAGGCGGCGGCGGAGCAUGCCACGCUGCGGCCCCUGAGCGGGUGGAUGCUGUAUGGCGCUGUCGAGCACAAUGUCACGCAGCCGGCCCUGGUGCUCGAGGAUGGAGAGAUGACGGACAUCUUGUUCAACGCGAAGAGGUACAAGACGGAGGAAACAUGCGGCGUCUUGGGGGAGCCGUAG
Messenger RNA from Thermothelomyces thermophilus ATCC 42464, 1068 nucleotides. RefSeq lists its product as uncharacterized. The transcript has a single exon. The annotation marks the transcript as partial. NCBI's taxonomy places the organism in Eukaryota, Fungi, Ascomycota, Sordariomycetes, Sordariales, Chaetomiaceae. The record is from RefSeq and is a predicted model, not a curated record.